AUGGAACGCAACAAUGAAGCGUACAUGCCGCACAGUGUACCAAAGUUUUCGGCUACUACGUUCAAUAAUGCAAAUUUCGGCAUGGAAUAUUUCAAAUCAAUUGAUUGUUUAGUUGUCAAGCAUAUGUUUUCCUGUAUGGAAGCAUGGACUGGUAUUGCAAUGCAGGCAAAAUAUGACAUUUAUAAUCAAAAUGGUGAAAAAGUGUUCUAUGCAAUUGAAGGUAAAACUAAUUAUUUGGAAUUGAUUCAAAUACGUCGUGAAUUUACAUGUUGCUCAGGAUGUUGCUGGUGUGGUAGUUGUCCAUCAUGUAUGCAAGAAGUCGUGGUCGAAGCACCACCAGGCAAUGUUAUUGGAAUAAUUAAACAAGAAGGUAGUAGUUGGCGAAUGAACUAUGUAAUUAAAGAUGCCCAUGAACAACCUAUAUUAAAUAUCAUCGGUCCAUGUUGUAUCUGUGAUGGACCAUACUCAUGUUGUUGUGAGAAUAAAUUCACUUUAUUUGGUAGUGAUCGAAUAACAGAAAUUGGAGCUAUUUAUAAAAAAUAUUCUGGCUUUCUUAAAGAAGCUUUUACAAGUUCUGAUGUUUUUUCAAUGCAUGGUGAGUUUAUGGAUUUAUUUUGA
Messenger RNA from Rotaria sp. Silwood1, 618 nucleotides. NCBI's taxonomy places the organism in Eukaryota, Metazoa, Rotifera, Eurotatoria, Philodinida, Philodinidae. The record is from the annotation of a GenBank genome assembly.